Alternaria burnsii is the source of this 348-nucleotide messenger RNA. RefSeq lists its product as uncharacterized. The coding region runs from base 1 to 348 and encodes 115 amino acids. The record is from RefSeq and is a predicted model, not a curated record. The transcript has a single exon. Lineage: Eukaryota; Fungi; Ascomycota; Dothideomycetes; Pleosporales; Pleosporaceae.
AUGAAGUUCCUCACCCUCAUUGCCGCGGUCGGCACUCUCGCUGGCUUCGCUGCCGCCGGUCCAGCUGAACCUCUCCACGUACGAGCACCUUCAGAUCUGCCCAUCGACGCAAGAUCACCUCAGGAAGGAGCUGGUGACGUCAACACCUGGUUCAAAGACAGGUUCUGCGCUUCAGGCUUUGCUUCUUGUGGCAAAGCUGGAACCAACGGUGACCCGGGCAAUCGAUGCGCUCUGGCAUGCGAAAACUUUGCUGGAGGGGUUGCUCUUGGCCAUUGCCAGUGCAGCAGGGGAUGGUACCCUGACGAGUGCAUCACUCUUGGCAAAUAUGCGGGUCGCCACAAGUGCUGA